AAGUGAGAGAGCACAGAGAGAGAGAGAGUCUCAGUCUGUCAUUAACCAGGCUCCUGAGUUUAAUUCAGACUUCACAGAUUUGAUCCAAACUCCAGACGGAUAAAGAAACUCGCAGGAUGGGUGUCCAGGUCAUGUUCGUCGUCCUUUGCAUGUUUUUAGCCACGGUGGAGUCUCUAAAAGGAGGAGUCUCAUUCUGGAGAGACAAAGUUACUCUGACCUGUCCAGGAAACGGAACAUGGACGAAUAUAAGAGAUAAAGAAAAUCCUUUUGGACCUGUUGAAACUCAUGAAUUCAAAUUUAAAGGCCAGGCCCAAUAUUAUUGUGAAUAUGGAGAGGAAAAAAUAAAAUACAGCUUCUUCGUAAAAGGGAAGGCCUGUGAAAACUGCUUUGAGGUGAACGGAUUCCUCUUCAUGCUGGUGAUUCUCGUGGAUGUGAUCGGGACUGCCGUGUUGAUGAGGAUAAUCUAUGUUUACACCAAGAAGAAACACCCGAAUGUACCGAUUCAACCCCCACGAGCACGUAGAACCCGGCCUCAAGGAGACCAGUCUUCUGCCUAUGAG
This is a messenger RNA of Poecilia latipinna (sailfin molly), 560 nucleotides long. Its product is annotated as T-cell surface glycoprotein CD3 epsilon chain-like. The record is from RefSeq and is a predicted model, not a curated record. Gene Ontology annotation, molecular function: transmembrane signaling receptor activity. Gene Ontology annotation, cellular component: alpha-beta T cell receptor complex; external side of plasma membrane. Gene Ontology annotation, biological process: positive thymic T cell selection; cell surface receptor signaling pathway. The annotation marks the transcript as partial. The transcript is spliced from 4 exons. NCBI's taxonomy places the organism in Eukaryota, Metazoa, Chordata, Actinopteri, Cyprinodontiformes, Poeciliidae.